Molecule: messenger RNA, 2451 nt
Organism: Alosa sapidissima (American shad)
Lineage: Eukaryota; Metazoa; Chordata; Actinopteri; Clupeiformes; Clupeidae
Product: cortexin-2
Exons: 1
Coding region: 77-316 (79 amino acids)
Source: RefSeq, a predicted model, not a curated record
GAUGACCGCGGUCCCUGGGCCCGUGUUGGUGGAGUGAUCGAUCCGGACAGACGCAGACACGGCGGCUCACCCCAAAAUGGCCGAGAGCCUGCACAGCAGCACGCUGUCGGCGUCGGGCGGAGGGAGCCCGCACAUGUCCACCUUCCUGACGCUGGAGCAGCGGGCGGCCUUCGUCUUCGUCCUUCUCCUCUUCAUCUUCCUCGGACUGCUGAUCGUGCGCUGCUUCCGCAUCCUGCUGGACCCCUACAGCAGCAUGCCCUCCUCCACCUGGACGGACUACAUGGAGAAGGACACGUUUGACUACCGCAUCGUCUGACCUCUGGCCUCGCUGCAGCACCCCGGCGCAGCGCAGCUGGGCUUUAGCGAGGAGACAGCUGGCUGUUGACUUGAACUGGUCACACUGGGGACCCAUGGGCCCAGAGACGCAGGAGGAUAAUGUCCCCAUCAUCCACCACCUUCACACACCCUUAACCUAAACCUCGACAGGAGGAUAAUGUCCCCAUCAUCCACCACCUUCACACACCCUUAACCUAAACCUCGACACAGGAGGAUAAUGUCCCCAUCAUCCACCACCUUCACACACCCUUAACCUAAACCUCGACACAGGAGGAUAAUGUCCCCAUCAUCCACCACCUUCACACACCCUUAACACACACCUCGACACAGGAGGAUAAUGUCCCCAUCAUCCACCACCUUCACACACCCUUAACCUAAACCUCGACACAGGAGGAUAAUGUCCCCAUCAUCCACCACCUUCACACACCCUUAACACACACCUCGACACAGGAGGAUAAUGUCCCCAUAAUCCACCACCUUCACACACCCUUAACACACACCUCGACACAGGAGGAUAAUGUCCCCAUCAUCCACCACCUUCACACACCCUUAACACACACCUCGACACAGGAGGAUAAUGUCCCCAUCAUCCACCACCUUCACACACCCUUAACACACACCUCGACACAGGAGGAUAAUGUCCUCCCUAUCAUCCACAACCUUAACACCCCCUAAACACAAACCUUGACGCAGGAGGAUAAUGUCCCCAUCAUUCACAAUCUUUACACCCCCUUAAGACACACCUCGAUGAUGUCCCCCCCAUCAUCUACAACCUUUACACACUAAACACAAACCUCGACACAGUAGGAUAAUGUCUCCAUCAUCGACAACCUUCACACACCCUAAACACAAACCUCUGCGAAGUGAUACAAAAGCCAACAGUUCUGAAGUCACACACACAUCACAAAGAAACAAAUUGUUUACAUCACAGUGGGAACAAUGCAAAUAUGGACAGACCCUGUGUGCCUCACCGCAUCCAACACACAAUCCAACCACUUAAGGAUGCCUCAGUAACAGAAAUAUGAGUGAAUGAACUUCUCUCUCGGCCUUUGUCUUCUUUUGCUUUAAUAUGAGCUAAACUGAUGUCAUUAGUGACCUCCUUUGAUGAGGAAUUGGAGGCAGGUGUUUUGGCGUGCAUCGGUCAUAAGGUAUCUUGGUUUGCUUAGUCAUCCUAGUGCUGCUUUGUUUUCUUCUGGAGAUGAUAAACAAACAAACAAACAAACAGCUGGUAUUUAAGCUCUUCCUCACUCACUCCUUCAGUAUUUUGAUAUUGUACUCUUGUACUUUCUGUGCAAGCUGUGGCCAGGGUAUGACAAGUUGUUUCAAUUUCUGCUUUGUUGAUGUAAUGCCAUAUUUCACAAGGAUGAACACAUCGUAUAAUUACACUACAGUGGGGAAAAUGUGGUAAACAGUGCUUCUGGGGGGGGGAUUAUUCUGUGCUUAAUGAACACUCUGAAUAUCAUUUGGCCAUGUAAAAGUGUUUGCAUUUGGUUCAUAGCUUCACCAUCAGUGAUAUUUGCGUCAAGGAUGGAAACGGAGUCGACAUUAGUGAAUCCUGUACAGCUUCAGUGAAACACUUGAUGACUUUUAAACAUUUUGUGCCUACUUAACGUCAACUUGCCCGAUGGCUCUGGACCUAACUGAUCUUGUUUCUGUGAUUAAUUAAUGGUUGAAAAUUUCUGCCGGCUGUUCUUUGAAAUUUGUAAAACUUGUGCCUUUCAACUGUUUACAGAUCCCUACAACAGGUGGCUUGCAUAACUGCAUAACUGUUCCUUGGCAAAGUAUUUGUACAACCCACUUAAUCAUGCAUCAGAGUGGUACAGUGUGUUGGUGUUUCUUUAUGUAGUGCUUCUACAGAGACAGCUGUGUCUGAAAUUUCACCUGUAAAUUUAGCUGAAUAGAUACUUCAAGACAAGAGUGAGAUUUCUCGAUGUAAUAAACAAUGAAAGCAUCUGAAAAACAAAAAUGGUUCCCAAAGAGUUUGGAUCAAAUGCAACAAAAUGUCUUAUUCACACUGAACUGAACUAUCCCACAUUCACAGCUCAGGGAGAGCAGAAGCUUCUUUCCCACGUCUAUUUAUAGCCUAGCUUUGCCAAGUGCGUUUUACACAGCAAC